Marchantia polymorpha subsp. ruderalis is the source of this 2149-nucleotide messenger RNA. The record is from the annotation of a GenBank genome assembly. Lineage: Eukaryota; Viridiplantae; Streptophyta; Marchantiopsida; Marchantiales; Marchantiaceae.
CUAGCUUCCAGCAUUUGAUGUUCGGACAAAGUCCUACGGGUGAUCGACGAAACUCGCUGCGGAUUGCAUUUCUACAGGAGCGGGAUCGUGCCGAGGAAGACUAAGAAUAGGGAACGCAUUGAAGAUCAGGCGAGCGUCAUGUCUGGAGAGGGCGGACUGAGUGUCAGACGACUGAAGUAGUUCUGCGAGCAGCGGUGUCGAGGAAUUCGAGCGAACUGCACCAGAGAAGAGGGGGUCGGCACGGGGUGUCGAUCGAUCUGUCUCGAGCAUUUGUUGUUGUCGGGGAGUCGGGAUUGUUGGAGUGAGAAAUGGCUGCAGGGUGCGUCGUGUUUCAUUCGAUAGGGCGCGUCGGGGCGCCCUCGAUUGCCAAUGUGUCAUCCGGGACGACGAGUGGUCGCCCGUCGACUGCCUGGUCUGGAGCUGGAAAUGUGCGCUUGGCUCGGCGAUCCUCGAAGAAUCGGGCAGGGAUUUGUCAAGCGUCGUUGUCGACGACAUGCGCGCCGCUCGUUCUGUCGGUCCCGCAGGUGUUGGAGCAGCUGUUGAACAAGGAGGAUCUGACACAGGCGCAGACGGAGCAGUUCAUGGACUCGUUGCUCACAGGGGCAGAUCCAGCGCAGAUCAGUGCGUUUCUCACUCUGAUGCGAGCCAAAGGCGAAACCGUGGCCGAGAUCACAGGCCUGGCCAAGGCGAUGCUGGCUCGUUCGGUCCCUGUGAAAGUCGACGGUGCUCUGGACAUCGUGGGCACAGGGGGCGACGGUGCCAACACUGUGAAUAUCUCGACGGGCGCUUGCAUUCUCGCUGCCGCUUGUGGUGCGAAGGUGGCCAAGCAUGGGUCUCGGUCGAGCUCGUCGGCCUGUGGAAGCGCGGACGUGCUGGAAGCUCUGGGCGUGGAGAUAAACCUUGGGCCGGAGGGGGUUGCAAGGUGCGUGGAGGAAGUGGGUGUCGGGUUUAUGAUGGCAGCCAAUUAUCAUCCUGCGAUGAAAGUAGUCGCGCCGGUCAGAAAGGCGAUCAAAAUUCGCACAGCAUUCAAUUUUCUGGGCCCAAUGUUGAAUCCCACACGAGCUCCCUACGCUAUCGUGGGUGUGUAUAACCAAGACCUCGUGUCGAGAAUGGCGAGCAUUCUCCAGAAUUUCGGAAUGAAAAGAGCUCUGGUGGUUCAUUCCGAAGGAUUGGACGAGAUGAGCCCUCUCGGUCCAGGAUUUGUUCUGGAAGUAACGCCGGGCAAAAUCGAGCAGUUCCAUUUCGACCCUUUGGAUUUCGGAAUUCCGAGAUGCACCGUCGAGGAUCUGAGAGGGGGAGAUCCGGCUCUGAACGCCCAGAUUCUCCGAGACGUUCUAGGCGGACAACAGGGUGCCAUUGCCGAUGCUCUGAUUCUUAACGCGGGCGCUGGACUGAUGGCCUGUGGAUUUACCAGAAACUUAGGCGACGGGGUGGUCCUUGCAAGGGAAGUGCAGCGGUCUGGGAAAGCUAAUAGCAUGUUGGAUGCCUGGAUUUCUCUCUCCAAGACGCUCAAGGACUAGAAUUGACGAAGUUCAUGAUGCACGAAUCGGCCAAUCUGACUCUGUUGCCUCUUCGUGCUUCAGCUCCAGUUGUAUAGGACACCUAUUUCCAAACCGUUCAGCCAGCAGCGUUUGCGUUUACAGGAUUGUAGAUUAUUGUAUUAGCCGGCAUUAGGUCAGGACACACCUUGCGGGUCUGCUUGUGGCCAGGACACCACGGGCAUUCGCCACAAGUCUGUAGGGUAUAUUAUGUGAUUAUUCUAUCAAAUUGAAAGUUUUGAAGAGAUGUAGGGAAACACAGAUUGCAUCUCUGGACAUAGCUCACAUCACAUGUAACCCAUAUGUGCACCCUCACAUGUUUCCGCUCGGUUUGGCGGCCUUCAAAUUUUCCUUGAAACUUCGAGAUCUUCUUUUCAGCCUUCAGUGGACAUUGCAACUCUGGAUUCAGUGAAAUCUGGAAGAAAGCCUUAGUUAGCCUUUGUUAGUUAUGUCAUCGGCACAUCGAAGGUGCUUCCGAGUCACGCAAAGUUUUCUAUACAGUGGAUAAGGAUAUGAGAAAGAAUUGUGAUGAAUGGUAUCAAAUUAUCAAUGGCUGUGCCACCGUCUACUGUCCUGGCCGCGAUCCCGAGAAUUGAAUACUUAUAUCCCGA